Parastagonospora nodorum SN15 is the source of this 1293-nucleotide messenger RNA. RefSeq lists its product as hypothetical. The record is from RefSeq and is a predicted model, not a curated record. The transcript has 3 exons. Lineage: Eukaryota; Fungi; Ascomycota; Dothideomycetes; Pleosporales; Phaeosphaeriaceae. The coding region runs from base 1 to 1293 and encodes 430 amino acids.
AUGCGCGGCGACACGCUUCAGUAUCUUUACCAGAAUCUGACAUUUUCGCACACCCCAGAAGGAUGGAUGGACUAUAUGGCUGUAGCUGAACACCAUGUUGGAGGAGCCAAGGGCCAGGUUUACAAGAGCUCGGAAUGGGUUCGCAGAGUGGUGUAUGAAGACAUCUUGCCUGCCACUCUCGAUGAUCUCGGUCUUCACAGUAUCGCCGCUCUCACCAUGGAAGUCGCACAUCCUGGACUGUCACCUUAUGAAAAAUACAUUGACUACGUGGACGCGAUUGAACACUUCCUUGUGCAUGACGAAGACCUGACAGCGGUUGAAGCUAUCGCAACGAAGUUCGUUAAUCUUGAUACAAUCGAAUAUCACCCCGGAUUUCAAGAUGCGCGACAGGGGUACCAGCCCCGUCGAGCAAUGUUAAGUGUCAUCGAACAGACCGCCGACAUGAACGAUGAAGAUGAUGAGGAUGAUUUCCUAAACAUAGAACACCGAUCUUGCACCUGGAAGACCAACACAUCCCAGAGUCUUCUUGACCCAUCAGUCGAACACGUCCAUCUCUUGGUCAAUGCCGCUCUGGAGAACCCUUUGCGCAAAGCUCCACUCACUCAUCGCAUCAAAACUCUCCACCCUUAUGCGUUCGCUUAUGGUUAUGAUGACCAGCAGUGGCCAAAGAACAAUAAGCUCCAUCAUAUUGACAUCCAGUACAUCGGCUUGAAUAGAUCAGAAGAUCACGACAUGGGAGACUACCAGCUUUUUAGCGAUCCAGGUACCAUACACCGCUUCACGAAUAUGCGCACACUGCGACUCGCGGGCGCACACCCUCAUCUCAACGGAUCACUGAAUCUACAGCGUCUCGGCUCAAAGGACUGCAAGCCCGAGUGGCCAAACCUCACCGAUAUCACUCUCGAGAACGUCAAGCUCAGUAGUAUCGCAGUUGGGUUUGUCAAGACGCUACAAGUGCACGCUCACUUCCGAAACGUCAUUUGGUUGGGCAAGUCUAUUCUCGACUUCGACAAGGGCUCGGAUUUUCUACAGGUCGUCGUCAUGGGCGUGCAUGUUGCAAGAUACACACAAGUCAUGGGCUUUGCAUCAGCAUGGAAUAGUAUGACAGAUGAGACGCUCGCAACGGACCUUGUGCCUGUCAAUUUGCCGAAUGGCGAUAAUCCCAACGAGACUACUGAUGUAUUUCUUGUGUCCUACGACCAGGAGGGAGCGCAGAAGCUUGCGGUGGAGGUGGGUUAUGUCAUGGGCAAUUCUGGGCAGAAGGGUGGCAAGAUCAAGGUCGCAGAUGAGUAG